AUGUUGUCCAAACUUAGUCCUCGAUUGUCCACCAAUGGCUGGCAAUCUUUGAAGAAGAACAAUAAUCACACACUUUUACAACGCCUCAACUCCAAGUCCAUCAUGGUAAUUGGUCUUUCUCAACCACAACAACAACAUCGAAAUCUUCAAUUGAAAACUCCUCUUCAUAUCGGUUUCUUUGAUGAUGUUGCAGGAACCUACAAAACUCUGCAUAGUCCUUUGAAUUUGAGAUUUAAAUUGAAUAUGAAACCAUGGGAACACAGAACAGGACAAUUCUUCUGGUAUUUAAACUUUGGAGGAAUUCUAAUCCUUUCUGCUGUGUUGGCCGCCAGCAUGUUCUUUGUCUUUUAUUAUGGAUUUUACUUUUUAUAUGCCAAUGCAGGAAUUAAUGGAUUGAGAAGAUUCUACAAUCCUCAUCCCUUUGGAAAUUAG
Molecule: messenger RNA, 432 nt
Organism: Naegleria fowleri
Lineage: Eukaryota; Heterolobosea; Eutetramitea; Acrasida; Naegleriidae
Exons: 1
Coding region: 1-432 (143 amino acids)
Source: RefSeq, a predicted model, not a curated record